Messenger RNA from Diachasmimorpha longicaudata, 1505 nucleotides. RefSeq names its product ADP-ribosylation factor-like protein 1 (gene Arl1). Gene Ontology annotation, biological process: intracellular protein transport; vesicle-mediated transport. The record is from RefSeq and is a predicted model, not a curated record. Lineage: Eukaryota; Metazoa; Arthropoda; Insecta; Hymenoptera; Braconidae. Gene Ontology annotation, molecular function: GTP binding; GTPase activity. Gene Ontology annotation, cellular component: cytoplasm; Golgi apparatus. Bases 256 to 798 code for a protein of 180 amino acids. The transcript has 5 exons.
UCGGAGCGAUUGUUUCGUAUUAGAGGGAAUUAUUGGCUGAAAUGUUGGCAAUUCAUCAACACGUCAAACUUCAGAAGUCUCUAGGAAGUCCGGCCAGCUGCGGUGAUUAACCCGUGAGCAAGUGUGAUUAUAUACAAUUUUGCUGUGGGGUGUGAGCAACCCCGGUAUUUCAGAGAUAUUUUAAUCAUCAGAACAAACGAAUCAUUGGGAAUAUUAAAAUUGUUUAUAUGAUUUCGUGAUAAAUUCAUUGAUAAAAUGGGUGGAUUGCUGAGUUACUUUCGAAAUCUCGUGGGGAGUCGAGAGAUGAGGAUUCUCAUCCUUGGACUUGAUGGUGCUGGCAAGACGACAAUUCUGUACAGACUCCAGGUUGGAGAGGUCGUUACUACGAUCCCAACGAUUGGAUUCAACGUUGAACAAGUUACAUUUAAAAACCUCAAGUUCCAGGUCUGGGAUUUGGGAGGACAAACGAGUAUUAGACCUUACUGGAGAUGUUACUACUCCAAUACAGACGCUAUUAUUUACGUGGUGGAUUCAGCAGACAGGGAUAGAAUAGGGAUAUCCAAGGAUGAGUUACUCUACAUGCUCAGGGAGGAUGAACUCCAGGGAGCGAUCCUAGUUGUCCUGGCUAAUAAACAAGAUAUGCCAGGGUGUUUAAGUGUAGCUGAAGUUCACCAGGCACUUGGUCUCGAUGCUCUGAAAAACAGAACAUUCCAGAUCUUCAAAACAUCGGCGAAAAAGGGAGAAGGGCUCGAUCAAGCAAUGGACUGGCUGGCAAAUGCACUGCAAAGUAGAACAUGAUUCGUUAUUAAUCCAGAAAUAAUAAAUUAUUUCUGCGAUAAGAGGAAAAUUUUUGUAAACUUGCGUCAUCGAAGGAAGAAAAAAAAUGCGAGGGGAUUCAGUUAUUUAUUAAUGAUUGAAUGGUUUAUUGAAUGAGGCAUGAAUGGUUAUAGUUUUGUGCGUGAAUGUGACAAGUUUUGAUGAUGUGAUGUCCGCUGGAAGUCAAAUCAAUAGACAAUAUUUUUCUUUAUCCACGUAAAUUCUGGACUUGACAUGAGUAAAGAGAGAUAAAUUCCUCGUGCACAUCUAUGGAAGGGUCUAAAUAACUUUGUAAAUUCAUCCCUUCACCCAUGGUCAAUUCCAGAAGUUUUAUCUUCAUUAUAAUUACGUGUAAUCGUUCAUCUAAUUUUCUUUUCUAUGGAGUCAUUUUUGAAUGUGUGAGUGAUACUGAAUGCCAAAUGCGGGUUAGAUAAACUGAAUAAUAUAAUUCCAAUUAAUUUUCACGAAUGAAAUUGACAUGUUGGGUAGAUUUUUGAUAAUCCAUUCCCAUAAAAAAUUAAAAGAACAAUUACGAAAAACUUGGCCUGAUGUAACGGACCAAAAACCAAAUGCAAUUAAAAAUAAUGAUCAGUCUUUUUUAUCGUUUUUGUUUUGUCGAACGAUCGAACAGUCAAUGUUCAGUUCAAUGAAUAAUGAAAAUAAAAUUGAUGAAAAUUAAGGAAAAACAA